Messenger RNA from Cyprinus carpio (common carp), 1392 nucleotides. Its product is annotated as E3 ubiquitin-protein ligase rnf152-like. Gene Ontology annotation, molecular function: ubiquitin protein ligase activity. Lineage: Eukaryota; Metazoa; Chordata; Actinopteri; Cypriniformes; Cyprinidae. Gene Ontology annotation, biological process: apoptotic process; protein polyubiquitination; positive regulation of autophagy. The record is from RefSeq and is a predicted model, not a curated record. Gene Ontology annotation, cellular component: lysosome.
CAGACGUCGCUCGCUAUUGGCUGCGCUGAGGCAGUUGCAGAGAGCGUUUACAGUACAGCCUUUGAAGAAGGCAGAGUGUAGUAUGACAGAUGAGGCUGCUCCGCACGCGAUGUUCACCGUUUGCAUAGAUGAAAACACCUCUCGAUAUACAAGGCAGAGCCAGACGUGGAUUAAAGCACUGACGGCCUCAUCAACACAGAGUGGUUAACGGAGAAGUGCACUGGCGAUACAAAUCGGCAAGAAUACCAUCAUUAAAGUAACCGAAGAGCCACGUUUUAAGGACGAUGGACACCUUGUCCCAGAACUCCAGGCUUGAGUGCCAAAUCUGUUUCAACUACUUCAGCCAACGUCGCCGUCCCAAACUCCUGCACUGCCAGCAUACCUGCUGCUCCGUGUGUCUGAGCCAGAUGUGGCUCAGCCAGAGAGAGCUUCGCUGUCCUUGGUGUCGUUGUGUGACGCAGAUCCCUGGCGGACUUUCGGUCUCCCAUCUUCCAGACGACCCGGAAGUACUUUCCAUUAUCAGUCUGUCUCACUCCUCUGAGCACACUCCCAUCUUUAUACACUUACCCAACAGCGGCUGCUACCUGCUGCCCGUCCCUCUGGACACAGAUGAGGCGUUGCUUCCUGGACAACCAGCAUGCCGAUUUGGCCCUAAAAGCGUUGGGGUGUUGAACGUCUCAGAUGGUGGGAGCCUUGUGCUGGGGGACGACACAGGUGAGGAGGGGAUGGAGGAAGAGGUGGCGGUUAAGACCACAGCAUGGACGGGGGUUUGCACUGUGCUACUGGUGGCAUUCAUUUUGAUUUUUCUGCUGGGUAUUGUGUUGCAUAACAUGUCCUGCGUGUCCAAACGCUUCACUAUUAUUUCCUGCGGAUGAGACGGAUUUAUCAAAUUCACUUGUAAAGGACCAACCAAUAUGGCUCUGAAUCUCUUAUGUGAUUUCAGAUGUGAUUGUGAUUAUGUACAUCACAUAUCUAUGGUGACUAAUGUAUACGGUAGAUGAGCAAAGGGGAAUGAAAGAAGUCAAGGGCACAAUCUAUGCAAUUUGUGGUAUUUCAAAAGUCUGUAAAAGCCUUGAUUCGUUCAUUUGUAGGGAGUUUGUUCAAUUAAUGUGCAGAAAUGUCAUUAAAUAAUCUAGCAAUAUUGACUCCAUGUAUUUGCAUGUCUUGUAUGUACCUGAGGGAAAUUAACUUGGUCUCUAAUACUACGGUAGAGUUAGUAGUGCGUUAUUGACAGUCUGUAGGAGUUGUGCAGUUUGUAACUGAACACUAAAAUUUAGAAAUGAAUUUACUUAUUGCUAUAUAGCUGCACUGUUAAAUAAUGUUUAUUGCUGUGUUUGAUUGCUGUAUGUUUUAAGGUGUUUCAUUAAAGCAGUUUCUUUAAAAUGCCACAAA